Messenger RNA from Amoebophrya sp. A25, 1599 nucleotides. Lineage: Eukaryota; Dinophyceae; Syndiniales; Amoebophryaceae. The record is from the annotation of a GenBank genome assembly.
AUGAAGUUCAAGUUGGUGUCCGUCCCAGGUGGAGUAACAUUAGCAAUUUUUUUCCGGGCAAACAAAGGGGCAUUUAGGCAUACGUCGGCACUUGCGCGUUUUGUUUGUAAGACAUGCGCAAGGACACGACUGAGCUCCUCCAGUGCUGGGCAGAGCUCUGGUCGUCCGUCCAUAGAGGGCACUGCGCCAGAACUAGUUACAGUAGCAGUAGAGCACGAUGAUCGAUAUAAUUUGACCUCUACGAAAGUGAAUGGGAAUGCGCUUACGAAAAAAAUGCAGAUGAAGCAGUUAAUGAGUAACAAAGAGAAGCGCUACCGAAUUACAUUAUCUUCAAAACGAAGUCGAAGUACGAGAGUUGUCAUUCCGCCUUUGUUCGGACGAGAAAACAAUUCUUGGUGUAGCAGCAGUGUUGUCAAGAAGUAGGGUGUACGUGUAGCAGCAGUGUUGUCAAGAAGCAGGAGCUUCCAGCAUGAUGAAGACUUCUUGGAGUACAAGUGGAGAAGUAGAACUAACUAGUUCGGCAGCUAGAAGGUGGUGCAGAUGCAGAUCGUUUAUUCGCAUACAUGUGUCUCGCAUGGCAUGAGGGCUACAGCACAAAUAUGUCUUCUCAACGAGGACAACUUGAUCGAACUUGUAGCUCUAGUCGUUGGAGGACGGGGCAGUAGAAGAAGAUUCAUCAAGAAGCUAGUACCCUCCUUUUCUGCCAGAGCCGAAUAAUCCUUUGCGGCCCUGCUGCAGCAACUUGGCUGUGACUUUCGUCACGCGGGGAAGAGAAAGCAAACUUCGGGCGCAAUAAGAAUAGCGCACGGUCAUGUUGCUGAUCCUGGUGACAGGUCAUGCACUCAAUUGUGCUGCGACAUCAUCUCUCCUUUGUUGUUGAAGCCGAUAAAUUUUUGGGUUGGUCUGGACGCACCUGCGGAUUGCCGAAGGAAGCGUUUUUUGAGCUGGUCUACAAGCGCGUCAUCGUUCAACAAGUCCUGACCACUUCGAGGAUAUGGGGGCCACGGCGAUAACUCCAGCAUCACUCACUGUCUCUCGUAAAAUCGCAAUGCGAAAAUUUUCUACUGCACUCCAGCAUGACAACUUUUCUACAAAGAAACUCGAACUUGAACUGGGGACCUGCGCCCCCUCGCAUAACAUCAUUUUUUUUUUAUAAUCACCGGAACUUAGAAGUUCCAGUAGAUCCUAAAAAUGUUCUUGUCAACAUCAUAGUUGCUGUAUCCAGCCGCGGCAUAAAUCCAUCGCCCACCUGAGAGAGCAAAAUGUUUGUUAAAUUUUGAUUUUGUACAACGAGCACUGACUUCGUCCUAAGAAUUCUACGUAGAGACUGCCGUAAUGAUGAUGAAGUUUGGAUGUUGCAGCUGCAAAUGCAGAAUUGUCCCUGUCCCUGUUUUCGAACAAUAAUUGACUCGUUGUUGUUGAGCACUGGCUUCAAAGGAAGGCUUCUGCUUCAUGGCGCAUCAAAAAUGUGUUAGUUGUAUGCUAUGCGAUUUGUUGCAUGCAACAGCAUCAGCAUUUUCCGCAGUCUGCUCGAUGUUCCAUCCUGCAGCAACCGACGAGAUUACGUCGAAAAUCUUGUAAUGACGGAUCUAGUACAUC